UAACAGUCUCCGAGAUUGAAGAAACAGAGUCACUGGAAUAUAUGAAAAAAAUCAAUAAUUUCUGCUUCUGAAAUGUCUGGAAAUAAAUUAUCAACAACUAACAUAAAUGCAUCUUGUGAAAUUUCACAACCAGAACCCAAAACACCAUCAGUUAAAGAAUUAGAGGAAAUACUGCACAGUGGGAAAACAUCAUGUAACCAUGCAGAUGAAGUGUGGCCAGACCUAUUUCUGGGAGAUAUGUUUCUGGCCCAUGACAGAUACAGUCUUUGGAAAAUGGGCAUCACACAUGUUUUGAAUGCUGCACACGGUAAAAUGUGCUGUAAAGGAAGCCAUGACUUUUAUGGUACUACAGUGGAUUACUAUGGCGUCCCAGCUGAUGAUCUGCAAAACUUUGAUUUAAGCAAAUAUUUCUAUUCUGCUUCUGAAUUUAUACAUAAGGCUAUGACUUCUUCAGGAGCCAAACUUUUUGUGCACUGUGCUGUUGGGGUGAGCCGAUCUGCUUCCCUAGUGUUGGCCUAUCUCAUGAUUUACCAUCAGUUUUCCUUAGUUGAUGCUAUUAAAAAAGUGAAAGAACACAGAUGGAUAUUUCCAAAUCGAGGAUUUUUAAAGCAGCUACAAACAUUGGACAUGAAACUGCAAGAAGAAAGAAGUCAUUUUUAAAAGUGAAACUAGUUUAUUUUUUUGAAUGCUUAAAAGUUUUAAUAUACCACCGUCUUCAGGUUUUUGUUCACUGUAGAUUUCUAACUUCCACAAAGCCCAUA
Erpetoichthys calabaricus (reedfish) is the source of this 761-nucleotide messenger RNA. RefSeq names its product dual specificity protein phosphatase 13A family protein. The record is from RefSeq and is a predicted model, not a curated record. The transcript has 3 exons. Bases 73 to 660 code for a protein of 195 amino acids. NCBI's taxonomy places the organism in Eukaryota, Metazoa, Chordata, Cladistia, Polypteriformes, Polypteridae. Gene Ontology annotation, molecular function: protein tyrosine/serine/threonine phosphatase activity; MAP kinase phosphatase activity. Gene Ontology annotation, biological process: protein dephosphorylation; negative regulation of MAPK cascade. Gene Ontology annotation, cellular component: cytoplasm.